CGUGGUCGCCACAGGUGCCUACAUAUCCUACAUAUGGUCCGUAUCGGUCCGUAUUGUUGUGGGAAGAAGGUUGCGAAGGAGUUCUGUUUUAACCGGUUGUGAUCACAGAUGACUUCUGUGGGCCGUGGGAGAGGUCGGGGAAGUAACCAAGAUAAAGUAGUAUCUUUACGCCGUCCUGGAGAGGCAAUCCAGUCUACAGAUAUGGGAGUUGAUAGCCUGAUUGCUACUAUCCAGAGCAUCAAUCUUCAGGGUGCAAAUGAAUCUCUGGCCACACUUCAAAGGGUAGAAGAAUUGUUGCAGAGCCAAUGUCAGACAGAAGAAGAUCUUAGGUUUGUUGUGCAGUGCCUUCAUGACCGCAGCCUUGAAGACCGACAGUUUGGGAUGAAAGCAGCUGCAGCAUGUGGAUCUGUGGCUUCACUGGAAGUAGGAGGUGUAAAGCUACGUAAUAUUUUACUUGCUGAUGUCCAGAAGGAUUUUGAAGAUCGGGCACAUCUCCAGACAGCUUGCAACCUGAAGUUUCUGAAUGCUAUUGCUCUCUUGGGUGAGAUCUUCCAUCAGGUGCGUCUUCCAGAUGGAUCACCCAUAAACAUUCUGGCAUCAGCUGUACUUCAGUACCAAGACAUGCUGCUGAGUGGGGAGGAACAUGAGAUGGAACUGUUUACAACUCAGCUGGCAGUAAAUGGCCGGAAGCUGUAUGACUGCCGGGCAGGUGAGCUGGAAGAAUUGAUGCUGCGUGUUCGGACAACCCUCAUGUCCCGGAACUUGAGUGGACAGUGUCGCUGUUGGUUGCUGCUUGCCCUGGAUCUUGCAACCAAUCGCUAUGCCCCACUGUCAGGGCAGCUGCAGGCAUUUUAUCAGGUGCACCUGGGAGCAAAUGCCAUCAUGCAGCUCCAGCGUCUCCAAUUGGGCCUUAAAGUUGACACAAAUAAUACCCACACAGAACUGAAUCAUGUCUCUGUACCAGACAUGCCUGAGUCUGUUGAAAAGAAAUUGGUCGGUGAAGAUGCAAGUGGCAUACUGGCCAAGUGCAAUUCUGUUGAUCAGACCAUAAUUGAGAAUGGUGCAUUCAGGCCAAGAAAUACUGCAGCAAGGACAGAACUGCUUGGUGCAAAACCCGGUUUUGGAAGUGGAAGAAAAACUGGAGAAAAACCUAACCAAGCAAGGGUAGAUGGAAUCAAAGCUGGUACUUAUGGUAGUGGUGAUUGUGAUGAGGGAAAGAAAUUGAGUUCAUCAAGAGAGGAACAAGGUUGGAAAAAGCAUUUGGGCCAUAUGAAACAAGAUGUGGAUCAAAAUGAGGAUGUAUGGGGCUCUCCUCGUGGACAGAAAAGUGAGCGGUGGGGCCACGAUGAUCGUUUUGAGAAGGAUUACGACUUUUAUGGCAAGCAGACACAGAGAGGUGAAGGAACAUUUAGACCUAGAAACAGGACUGGUAACAGUGAGAACUGGAGAGACAAGAAAGGAAGUGAAUGGAAGGACCAAAAGAAUAUUCCUAAAAGUGAAACCAAUGCAGUUGAAACUAUAGACACUACAGUGACUUGCCCUCCUCUUCCUGAACUUCCUGAAGAAGAGAACUGGGACUGAAUAUAGUAGCCCAUCUUCUGCACAAAGUGAGGCCCAUAUACAUGGUAUGCAGAGCUCGCAGAGUGGUUGAAAACGUGUUUGGAAUAUCUUCAUCUGUGUUCUGAGUACUGGGGAAACCACUGUUGCUUCAGCCAGAAAAUGCAACUCUCAUUGUCAUAGCCAUCUCUCACCUGCAUCACUUCCUGAGGAGAAACAAGGAGUCCAUUAACCUGUACUCGCCACUAGGAAGUAUGGAUUGAGGUAGAAGGUUGAAUAAUGCCAGGAUCUUGGAGGAAUAACAAUAACGAGAAGAGAACUUCCUUACCACAGCUGCAAAGAAUUCCGAAAAGGCCCCCAAGAACAGCACUGGAAAUAAGGAACGAAUUGGCAGAUUUCUUUAUCAAAGAAGGGAAGUUUCCAUGGCAAACUCAACAUGCUUGAAUUAGAUCGGAAAAUAUGAGCGACAUCCUGCGCAGCUCCAGCAGAAUACGACAGAAGGAGAAGAGUAGCUCAAUGUGUUUCCUUUGUCACUUUCUUUUGUGAUCCCGGCCCCAUAAGGAAAACAGCCGAGAUCCGCAUCUCUCUAUUUUCGUCCUAUUUUCACCUAUAAUUUUCCUAACCAAAUCUGCAACAUCAAUUUUGUGAAUGUAUGCUCAGUACUAUUCUAAAAAUGUAACUUCCCCAGUAAGUAUAGAAGGCAAAGUAAAAGAAAUAGGUAAAAGCAUGAGUUCUGAACUUACAGUGCUUCUAGUUUCUACUGGAUUUCCUUAUCCCACAGAAACUGCAGUCACUGAAAAGCAUACCAUGAACUUUUGUACAUUUCCUCGGGACCUAUUAAGAAGAGAACAGCAUAGUAGUAACACAUCCUACAUAAUAGAACUAAUACAGGGAAUAUAAACUUUCAGAUUGUGUUGUAAAUAUUUCAAAUCAUAUACAAUCUCUGGUGUAUAAUGUAAAAUAAACAUGUCUUACCUCUUCCUGUGACCAUGCUUUUUUUCAUUUUCCACUUUUCGUAGAUAUGCAACUAACGCCAUUAUUUUCCUUCUGCAUGUUUUCGCAUCUACUCCCAUUUCUCCUGCCACUUCUUCCCACGCGUCAUAUCUCCUUAACUUGUUGUAGUGCUGUGGGUGUUGAACAUUCCACAAUAUUUCUUGCUUUUUGUAAGCACUUGUAAGUUCCAAACACUUCUCUUUUGUCCACUCCAUACUUAAUGAGGACUCGCACUCAUACUACUUUUGACUAUGCCUGUCAGCUCAAGGUUCAGCUCGCCACCAUCCACUGCGGUGUGUAACUACACGGUGAACUUCCUUUGCUGAGACGGCUAGAAACAAUUGAUGGCUUGCUGCGAAUGGUUCCCGUUGGGUGUAUUUUGCUUGCAACGAGGUUUGGCUUGCUAAUGUGGACGUGCCUUAAAGUAUCUGUUGCAGCCAUUACCUAGUAACGGCUGUUGUUUACAGAGUCAUUACUUAAAAAUGGAUAUACAGGCUACAAUAUACUGUGACAUAGGAAAGAAAAUCUAUUAUAUUCCAGGUAAAGAACAGGUAUGUUCUCUAGCAAUUGAUGAACUCCAUGCCCACUCACCUCCAUCUAGUUCUGAGAUCAAGAAUGAUGGAACUAUACCUCCAAUCCACCAUAUGUCUUUAUGACAUAGUGCUUAAGUAAUCUUCUAAUGAGAUGAAAGUGAGUAGCAACAAUUUUCUUUUCUUCAUAGAGCAGGGCCACCUGCAGCAUCUGUGCUUCUUGUUUCUUUCUCAGAGGAAUAAUGAUACCCCUUUUGUGGUGUCUCUCUCAUCUCUUCAAGAAUCACUACUGGGGCUUCAGCACCAGUUUUGGAGUUACAGCAGCCUCUUUUGCACAAGAUCAGGGCUUGAAGAUCAUUGUCUGCAUCUCUGGCCCACUUGGAAACCACAGUGAGGGCAGCACCAGUGUUGGGCCCUGGUUUGACAGGUGAACUCUUGUAUGCACCAGAAGCUGCUUCUUCGGAAUGAAAAUGCUCCAGCAUGUUCUUCAGUACCAUCUUGUAUGAGGGGUAACGUAACUAAUAAUUGUGGGUUCUAGAUUUGAUGACUAUUGUUGUCACAUCCUUACAGGGGAAGGUGUUUACCGGCCAUUACAUAGAAACAGCAGUUCUUCUAUUGUCGUGUUGUUCUGUUGUUGCAUGAAAGGGCUGUUUCUGUGGCUUAACAGUUCUUGCAUAGAGUAAAUAUGCCACAGUACUUUAACACAUAAAUCUUGCCAUAUCUUCUUAUUUUUCUUCCAGGGAGGUUGAUAUAGUGAUACAUUCUCUGUGUGACUCUGCUUAUUCCAUGUCAGCUUUAGUAGACUGCACCCAGGAAUUUUUGCUCUCAAAGGAGCAUUGGGGUUUCUGAUCACCACCAGGCUGGUUCUUUAAAUAAUGCAGAAUCUUCUUAGAGUAUUUUUUGAUUACCCUACGUCAGAAGUCGCAAUAUUGAUUCACCCCUUCCCCUGGCUGCCAGAAGGAGCAUCCAAUGGUGAAGGUUCAUGGCAGAAAAUGCAUCACCUUUUAAGUGGCUUGGAUGAUGGUAGUUAUUGUAGCAGCCAUCAUUUCUGCUGGGUGCAUCCGUGAUUCUGAUUUCAGGUUAUGCCUGGAAAAAUAAAUAUGUGCAAUAAGAAAUUGCAGAUUUGUAAGUAAAUAUCCCAAUUGAGAAAGCAAAAAAAAAAAAAUUAGAAGUUUGCGACUAUGGUAUGUUAACACAAGUUACUAACAUUUUUGACAUUAGCCAUCGCCUCCCCCCCCAUCAACUAAUUGAAAACUGGACUCUUCCUCCUCCCACAGAGGGUUUAUCUUUAAUUUAGUUUAUAACCCCUGCCUUGUGUUCACUCUGGUAACUGGACAUAGGGACUAGAUUUAGGCCUAUCUGUUGGGCCAAUCUGAGUAGUCUUUCUGAGGAGAGAGGCACAUUCCAGUCCCUGAAACUUUUAAAAAAAGUACUUGAUGGAUUGAGUAUGAUGGCAUAAAUGCUUUCACCUUAGAAUUACUUAGUUAAUUGUAUAUAAACUUUUGUUUCCAUGGUGGGGUAUUGGACACUUAUUGCUCUUAAUUACCAGUAAUUACAAUAUGUUUGUUCUUUGCAAUCUCCUUCACUUCUGAAGCAUGUAGUCGGGGGAGUAUAGUGACGUUCUAUGGGCAGGAUGGCCUAAUUCCUGGCAAGGCCAAGUGUCGGCUGAUCACAGUGUGGCUGGAAAUUACUUCAUCAGACCUGAUGUUUUGAUGAUUUCCAGUGAGAAUCAGUGUUCCUUGGUGGUAAUGGUAGAAACAGAUUCAUCACAGUUUGGGCACAUACCACUGACAGGAUUAUAAAAGCACUUUUGAACAAGGAGCUGUUUGGAAAGAGAGGACACAUAUGAGGCUAGAGUCAGUAAAUAGGUCACAAAUGAAAGUAAAACAGCAGUAAUGGACAUAACUGGUUUUCUGUGUACAGCAGCACAGUCUAGCUUCAUGACAGUAGCUGUAGGUAGCAGACAUGUAUGCACAUGUUCAGAGGCUCGUUUCAGCACUCAAAAUGAUGACUGUGCUUGAUUGUGUACUACCAAAGAGCAGCUUUCUUUUGUGCGUUUUAUGUGGGCAAAAGGAUUCAAUGCAAAAUAUAUUAAUAACGAAAUAUUUUCUGUUUACAGUGGGUAGUGUUUCUUAUGUAAAGCAGUUCACGACUGGGUGGCAAACAUUUCACUGAUGAUGAAGAUGUUGAAACGGAGGUGUGUAAGUGGCCGAGACAGUAGUCAAAAGAAUUAUAUACUGUGGGUUUCAUUGUACUGGUAAAGGAAUUGGACAAGUGUUGGUGGAGUAUAUGUUGAUAAAUAAAUGUUUUUCCUGGGUUAGAAUGUCACAUAUUUUUUUAUGUUUUAUAUCCAUUUGUGGCCAUUUUAUUGACUCAUAUUUUGUCACUCUGCUAGAGGAGGUGAAGCUGAGAUUGCUCAGUUGCUAUAGCAAUGAGCUGUAAGCUGGAUGGCCAAGGUUCAAUUUUUCUCUGCUUCAUAGCAUCCAGACUGGCUCUGAGGCCCACCUAUCCUCCUAUCGAAUGGAUGCCAGGAACAAUAUCCCUGGAGGUGAAGUGACCAGGUGUGAAGCUGUCCACUCACCUCCAUCUAGCCCCAACAUCAUGAAUAUUGGAGCUAUGCAUCAAUUCUUCAUAUGUCUUCACAGAAUAGUGCUUAAUUAAUUAAGAACAUGGCCAACUUUACCUUUUACCUUUACUAGAGGGUGUGAUGGACAGCCCUGAAACUAACUUAUUAAAGAAUGUAAGAUAGAUUUGUCAAUGAAAUUGAAGUAAAAGAGCAUAUACUUUUGUGUAAAGAAGUAGGAGGAGUAUCAGAUUAUCAAUAUGACUGAUAUGUGUGUGGAAGAAAAUCUGGGGUGGUCAAAUUGUGUGGUUGUGAAGGAUGAAUGAAUGGUAUUCCUUAUUCAUAGAAAUAGUGCAGAUGUAAAUAUAUAACAAUUUGAGAUUUAAUAAUUAAGGAAUUAAUUCUUCAGUUGGUAUUGUCUGGAAAUAAUGAUUUAAAAGGUGGGGCUGUUAGCCACAUUUUAAAUCAGAGGAUUUAAAUGAUGAGGGUAUUAGUGUUGAAGUACUAUAUAUAUUGUUGAAACUAUAACCUAUCAAAUAUCCUAAUAAAAACUCUUUGAAAGGUAAUAAAUUGUUGGACUCUACAUGCACUCUUCUUACUGUUAUAAAAACCUUUUUUCAAUAAUGUUUACAAAUUCCUGAAACUACAUGUAAAUCAUAUAUUUUGUGUAUAAAUACAAACAUAUGAUACUUACAUUGCUGGAAAUGGUUUCCUUCCCAUGUUGUGAUUGAACUCUGACUUAGAGAUGUACAUUUGUAUGGUAAAUAUGAAAAUAAAGGCUUAUGCCAAGUCA
Molecule: messenger RNA, 6436 nt
Organism: Cryptotermes secundus
Lineage: Eukaryota; Metazoa; Arthropoda; Insecta; Blattodea; Kalotermitidae
Exons: 7
Coding region: 109-1581 (490 amino acids)
Biological process (GO): regulation of translational initiation
Molecular function (GO): translation activator activity
Source: RefSeq, a predicted model, not a curated record